AUGGCGCCAAUUCGAAACCCCCGUUUGAAACUCCCGGCCAGGAAGAAGAGAACCAAGCCGCCUGAGGCACAAGCGGUUGACAGCUCAGCUCAGCAAAAAACCAAACGUUCAUUUGGCCAAACCAGUCUCAAAAGUCAGAUACAAAAUAAGAUUGGAAAGCAAGUACACACAUCGUCGUCAUCCCAUCAAGAUUGGCCGGAGCGUUCUGAUCCGAGCGAAUCCGAGGAUGAUAACAAUCAGCGCAGCAAUCCAGGUGGCGAAAAAAACAGUGAUCUCGACGACAGGAGUCCUGAUAUUGACCCAGUUAUUGACAUGUGGGACCGUGAAUUCCGGCAAAAUCAUUCUGCCGGGAUUCCCGGUCUUCAGCCUAAUUCGGGGAUUGGUAACCAACCAGAAGAGCAGUCACAAGCUUUAACGCUUGCGGAGGUUAAUGAACUUCGAAAAAUGACGACGUUAGAUGACAGUCAUUUCUGGGAGGCUUUGAAAGUAUUAAAAUCGCCCAACACUGCGAUCGCGUUCCUAGUCCUGAAGGAGCUUGAACGGACUCAAAACUCAUCUGAACCACGAUAUGGAUCCAAUGAUCCCGUUGGGGCUCCCGACGAGUUUGAGUACAGCACUGUGCUGAAGGUUAGGAUUCCUUUCAUUUUUACUAUUUAA
This is a messenger RNA of Puccinia triticina, 657 nucleotides long. RefSeq lists its product as uncharacterized. The record is from RefSeq and is a predicted model, not a curated record. Lineage: Eukaryota; Fungi; Basidiomycota; Pucciniomycetes; Pucciniales; Pucciniaceae. The transcript has 4 exons. The coding region runs from base 1 to 657 and encodes 218 amino acids.